Molecule: messenger RNA, 656 nt
Organism: Triticum dicoccoides
Lineage: Eukaryota; Viridiplantae; Streptophyta; Magnoliopsida; Poales; Poaceae
Product: 60S ribosomal protein L35-3-like
Exons: 4
Coding region: 109-378 (89 amino acids)
Source: RefSeq, a predicted model, not a curated record
UAUAAGCCUCCCCCGCCGCCGGCAGUGAGUUGCCUUCGCGCACAGCCUCCACCCCGCCGCCGCCGCCGCCUCCGCUUUACCCCUGACGCUGCAACCGCUACCGUCGCCAUGGACCCGGUCAAGCGGGCGGAACUUAGGGCGCGGCUUGAGGAGCUCAAGGCGGAGAUGAAGGAAAAAUCUCUCCCCGGCGCCAGGGUCACCAAUGGUGUCCCCUCCGACAUCCGCGCUUUUCUCGCGGAGGUGGCGAAGAAGCAAAGGGCGGCGCUGCGGGAGGCGUACAGCAACCGCGAACCACUCAUCCUCCGUCUCAACUCCCGGCAAGACCCGUGCGCAUCACCACCAGCUUUCUCUGAAGAUGGAGAGGGAAAGGAAGCAUAAGAACUACUUGUCCAUGAGGAUAAAGGCCUAGGUCAGGACUGCGAUGCAAUGCCUAGCAUAGUGUGGAAGUAUUUUGUGUUUGCUCUGUUACCUGAAAUGCCUAGAUUGGUGUAAGUGGCAUAUUCUAUUUUGUAUUUGCUCUGUAUACCUCAAGGCUGGCAGCACCCGAUACUUUCCCGCAUCAGAGGAUGUAUGUACGUUUAACUUGCAAGGCUCGUUGAUCACUGAAAUGAAGCUCCUGAAUGCAGCUCUAAUUUAUAAGCUCCUGAAUUCUCGUA